Messenger RNA from Mytilinidion resinicola, 1029 nucleotides. Its product is annotated as HET-domain-containing protein. Lineage: Eukaryota; Fungi; Ascomycota; Dothideomycetes; Mytilinidiales; Mytilinidiaceae. The transcript has a single exon. The record is from RefSeq and is a predicted model, not a curated record. The annotation marks the transcript as partial.
UAUGCAGCGCUCAGCCAUUGCUGGAGUGAUUCUGCAACGGUACCGCAGACCACCAGGGAAACGAUAGAUGAGCAUCUAGACGCUAUACCAUGGAAAACACUUUCUAAAACAUUCCAGCACGCGGUGGUCAUUACAAGGCGACUUGGCAUUCGGUACGUGUGGAUCGAUUCCCUCUACAUCAUUCAGAAAAACAAGGGGGAUUUUGAGCACGAGUGUUCAAUGAUGCAUUUCAUUUACGCUAGAUCUUUCAUCACCAUCUGCGCGUCGGACUCCGAGGAUGGGUCUGGUGGGGUUUUCCAACCUAGACAUGACACUACACCGUAUGAGUACGCAUUUGAUAAGAUUGGCUGUGCGAAGAAGUGGUCCCAAGCAUUAUCAGGGCCAUUGAGUACUCGAGGGUGGGCUUUUCAGGAGCGCCAUCUCUCCCCUAGGGUCAUCCAUUACACAACGCACCAAAUUUUAUGGGAGUGUAGGACAUGCAUUGCUGCAGAAGACAAGCCCGGGUUUCAGCAUCGCUUGUUUACAAGGAAGCCGAACAUUAACAGCGCUUGGCAAUGGAGGAUAGCUGAUGGAACAUUAGAGAAUGUUGCUUUCUCCCCCCGAGGCCCCUCAAAUUACACCAUUGACAUUAAAUCUUGGUACCACAGGUGGCUGCAAGCUGUCCAGAACUACUCAGGAAAGACGCUAUCUUACAAGACUGAUAAAUUACCAGCAAUAUCUGGUCUGGCUGGGUUCUUUCAAGCUCAAAUUCCGGAUGAACACUACCUUGCUGGAAUAUGGAGAGGAGAUCUGAUAAGAGGUCUCUGCUGGUCUCCUGUCAAUGCUGUCGACGCACCAUGGCCGCCUGCCAUUGUCGACUCAAUACCUUCAUGGUCAUGGGCAUCAUUCAACGGGCCAGUCGCAUUUCCAAAUCUAGAAACCAUCUUAUCUGAUCCCAAAACUUAUGUUUGUGUGGUGGAUGAGGCUGAAACGUCCCAGCACGGAAUAUAUCCUUUCGGAAGAGUGACAAGGGGGUCAAUAAUCAUCCGG